GAGGCCGAGUGCCCUGACGGUAUUACUGGUGACCCAACCCUGCUGUGUCUUUCUGGUCUGAGGCAGAGUGGAAGAGAGAGAGAGACAGAGAGAAAGAGAGAGAGCCUGUGCCAAAGCCUGAUUUGGGGCAGUGGUGUGGUGAGGAGUGACUAGCAGUGCCGGCCGUUUUCCCUCUAUCCAAAACACCAAGAAGGUCUUCCAAUCAACCUGCAAGAUGUCCGCAAUAGACCCGUCAGAGGAGCCACGCAUUUACCAGCAGACAUUGUUACAGGACGGCCUCUGCGACCUCCUGGAGAGUGACAAGUUUGUGGACUGCGUGCUGAAGAUCAAGGGGAAGGAGUUCCCCUGCCACAGGCUGGUGCUGGCCGCCUGCAGCUCCUACUUCAGGGCCUUCUUCCAGUCCGAGGAGGACGAGAGCAAGAAGCGCGAGGUGGUGCUGGACGAGGUGGAGCCCGGCGUGAUGGGCAUGAUCCUGAGGUACCUGUACACGUCCAACAUCAACGUGACGGAGCAGAAUGUCCAGGAUGUGUUUGCCGUGGCCAACAUGCUCCAGAUCCCCUCUAUCUUCACAGUGUGCGUGUCCUUCCUGCAGAAGCGACUCAGCCUUAGCAACUGCUUGGCCAUCUUCCGGCUGGGCCUGAUGUUGGACUGCCCGAGGCUGGCCGUCUCGGCCCGCAACUACGCCUGUGAGCGCUUCCAUCUCAUCUCGCGCGACGAGGAGUUCUUUCAGCUGUCUGCCAGCGAGGUGGCAGCCAUUCUCUCGGCGGACAACCUCAAUGUGGAGACGGAGAAUGCUGUGUUCGAGUUCCUGCUCAAGUGGGUGGCCAAAGACGAAAAGAACCGCCUGGAGGAGCUGCCGGGCCUGUUGGACUGUGUCCGGUUUCGCCUGAUUCCCGAGGACUACUUCAAGGAGAAGGUGGAGAAUCAUAAAUGGCUGUCGGGCAAACAGGAUAUUGCUGAGAAGCUCCAACUGGUCAGGGAAGCUUACCAAGGGAAACUUCCGGAACCUGAGAAGAUCAAAAACAAGAAGGAACCACAAGAUGAGGACGGGGAGAAGAAAGUGGAAGAGGAAGAAGUGGAGGAGAUUGCCAUUCUUCCCAGUAUCCUGAACGAUAACCUGCGCUAUGGUAUGUUCCUCAGAGACCUGUUGUUUAUGAUCACCGAGGCUGGCUCAGUGGCCUACGACCCCACCGCAAAUGACUGCUUCGUGGCAGCCAUAUCCACACAGAUCCCCAAGAACCACUGUAGUCUGGUCACCAAGGAGAACCAGAUAUUUGUCGCUGGAGGGGUUUUCUUUGACGAGCAAAACAAAGAGGAACCACUUCACUCCUACUUUUUACAGUAUGACCCCAUGACCUCAGACUGGUUGGGUAUGCCCCCCAUGCCCUGCCCACGAUUCCUCUUCACUAUGGGCGAGGCUGAGAACUCCAUAUAUGUCAUCGGAGGAAAAGAGCUCAAGGAAGGAGAGCACAUUCUGGACACUGUUACGGUUUACGACAGGCAGUCUUUCAAAUGGGGGGAGUCGGAUCCCCUCCCGUAUAAAGUGUAUGGCCAUGCCACCGUGUCCCACGAUGAUGUUGUCUAUGUGCUAGGAGGGAAGGGAGAGAACAAGAAAUGCUUAAAGAGGGUGUGUGCCUACGACGCCAAGAAGUUUGAGUGGAAGGAGCUGGCCCCUAUGGCAGUGGCACGCUCCCUGUUUGGUGCCACCGUUUACAAGAACAAGAUCUACGUGGCGGCAGGGGUCACUGACUCUGGCCUCACAGCCACAGUAGAGGUCUACGACAUUGCCACCAACAAGUGGUCAGACUUUUUGGAGUUCCCUCAGGAGAGAAGCUCGCUCACUCUUGUCGACCAUGAUGACAAUCUGUAUGCUGUGGGAGGCUUUGCCAUGAUACCCAAAGAAAACAGUGAUGAAUUGAUGCCUACUGAGAUGACUGACAUCUGGAGGUAUGACGAGAGUGAGAGAAAGUGGAAAGGCAUCCUGAAGGAGAUCCGCUACGCUUCAGGAGCUACCAUACUGGGUGUGCGUCUGAACACGCUGCGCCUCACCAAGAUGUGAGCCCUCUAGUGGAAAUUAAUAUUGUUGCAGGACCCAGCAGCACAGAACUUCCUAUCUCAGUCUCCCCACCACUCCAGUGAACUAUCCUAGAACUCAUUCCUCAUUGAAGACUGAAUGCCUUAGGACGGCCAGCCAGCACUCAAGAAUUUAAAGGAAGCAUUUUCAUAUAUUUAUCUUGGUUUCAUAGCCGAUCUCUACCUGCCUCUGAACUUGGGAGUGGCUUUGAGUUUCUGUUUUCAUUUGAAAUGAAUAAUUUGCUCUUGGUAGAAGAGAUCUUUUGGACGGUUGUAUUCUUUCUGGUGUCCCCAUGUGGCAGUAUCACUCUGGGGCCGUAUCUGAGCUGCCUUGUGCUCCACAACAGGUGGCUUUGGACCAGAUCUGGCCAGAAGAGAGUGACCUCCAAUAUGACAAUAUGGUAAAACAUUUGCCCCUGGUUCAUAUGUGUAAGCAUACACUAUGUGUGUUUCUCAGUCUGAACCUGAUAGAAAUUUUGGGCCAAACCACAGAACCUAAAUACAACACACACACACACACACACACACACACACGAUCUGACUGCCAUACAAAUCUGACUGCCAUACAAACAGGCGAUCUGACUGCCAUACAACUCUUUAGCCUUGAGCUGAAGGCUUGGUACACGGCCGGCAGACCCAGGUUUGAGGCGAAGGUGGGGUGACUGCUACAUAUGGUGUCAGAAGUGGGACGGCUUGAUAUGAGGACAUCAGAGGCAUGCCCUGAACCAUAUGAUGGACCCCGAGAUGGGAUAGGAGAAGUACAAUUGUGGGAGGUAGGGGGGAAGUGCUCUCAUUACCAACAAGUCUGGCUCAGCCGUGGUCAAGCUACAGAUUUGGUACCCUGUUGACCCAGGUUCAAGGCUGGGGUGGGAAAGCUGUUCAUUUGUCUCACAAAGAAGACAAAAUCUAAAAAUCUAUCAUACAGUAACAGGGUGACUGCCAUUUUGAAUUUUAAAACAAAAGGCUGCAUUCAUUAAAUGUUAAACAUAUUCUAAGUUCUAUGUUUUAUGUCAAUGUGAGACUGGUAAGAUCCCUUUAAGACCCCUUAAAGGGAGUCGGUCCAUACAGUUGUUUUAGGGGCAAACAUGUAAAUUCUUUGGAGGUUCAUGUUCAUAAUAUUGUGGUAAGUACACUUGACACAUGGAAAUUAAUACAACAAAUACAUAUGACAGAAAUAGUUUAGUCUGCUAUUGAAAUAAUCUGUUUAUUUAGCUGUCAUGUAUUACAGACAGUAAACACUAACUAAUACGAUAAAUGACAUAAAAUACAGUCUAUUAUGUUAAUAGCACCUCUAGAAACUAUUGUCUUGGUAUUGUUUUAGUAUUCUCUUUCAUAUAACCAAUACAGCUACUGUCUACUUG
Messenger RNA from Alosa sapidissima (American shad), 3434 nucleotides. It is a transcript of the gene klhl40b, whose product is annotated as kelch-like family member 40b. The coding region runs from base 215 to 2059 and encodes 614 amino acids. The transcript is spliced from 6 exons. Lineage: Eukaryota; Metazoa; Chordata; Actinopteri; Clupeiformes; Clupeidae. Gene Ontology annotation, molecular function: protein binding. The record is from RefSeq and is a predicted model, not a curated record.